Messenger RNA from Puma concolor (puma), 839 nucleotides. The record is from RefSeq and is a predicted model, not a curated record. Lineage: Eukaryota; Metazoa; Chordata; Mammalia; Carnivora; Felidae.
AUGGCGAUGCACAACAAGGCGGCGCCGCCGCAGAUCCCGGACACCCGGCGGGAGCUGGCGGAGCUCGUGAAGCGGAAGCAGGAGCUGGCGGUGAGAGAGCGACAGCGGGGGCGCCCGGUGGGGGCCCCGCGCCUGCCGCCGCCUCCAGGGCCCCGCCCGAUCGCUCCAGGCCGUUACUCCCCGGGCGCAACGCGGCGCCCGGGAGCCCGGCGGCCUGAGGCCGGCUGCGCGUUCUGCGGCCCGCCGGUGCCUCAGCUUCUCUGCUGCGCGGCUCGAGAGUCGGGAGCUGGGGCCGGGGGGCGGGGCAAGGAGCAGAGAGGGGGAGGGGGCCGGGACCGGCGGGGGCGUGGAGGCGGGAAGGCACCUGAGGAUGGGGGGCUUCAAAACUCCAAUAGCAAAAACGAUCGAAGGAACCGGAAGUUUAAGGAAGCUGAGCGGCUCUUCAGUAAAUCCUCAGUGACUUCAGCAGCUGCAGUGAGCGCGUUGGCGGGAGUUCAGGAUCAGCUCAUUGAAAAGAGGGAGCCGGGAAGCGGGACGGAAAGUGAUACUUCUCCAGACUUCCACAAUCAGGAAAAUGAGCCCAGCCAGGAGGACCCUGAGGAUCUGGAUGGAUCUGUGCAGGGAGUGAAGCCUCAGAAGGCUGCUUCUUCUACUUCCUCAGGGAGUCAUCACAGCAGCCAUAAAAAACGAAAGAAUAAAAACCGGCACAGCCCGUCUGGCAUGUUUGAUUAUGACUUUGAGAUUGAUCUGAAGUUAAACAAAAAACCACGAGCUGACUAUUAGAAGACUCAUUAGUGCAGAAGCUUCCAGGCUAUAGAGCCCUGCUUCCCUCCUCCGAC